UGCAGAUGCCAGAGAAAACUUGAAACCUGAACCUUGUGCUGUGUGUUCCUGUCAUUUUACUGACGACUGCUUCGUCAACCUAAAUGCAUUCAAGGAGGGAUUCGCUGGCCGGUUGUUAUUGAAGGAUGGGUCAGAACCCAGUUUAUUUGGACCAGCUCUUUCCUCCUCCGAAUCACAACCUAACAGAGCGGAGCACCAUCAUUACAGAAGUCAUCUGACCAAUCACCGCAGAUUAGCGUCACGCAAACAAGGGGUUCGGCAAAAUGAAUCGUUGAGCGAAUGGUUUGGGAGUCGUUGAGCAAAUAAGAGCCACCUACUCAGGUGAAUAUAAAGUCCAGACAGAACAGCUCACAGACAUCAGACCUCAGCACAGGAGCAUCCUGAACAUCUCUACACACUGAGGCAACAUGGACACAAGAGCCUCCCUCUCCGUUCUGCUGCUGCUCUUUGGCAUCUCCCAGGCGUCUCCUCUCAUGGAGCAGAGGUUUGAAGGUGUAUUUGUAUCAGAGCCUGAAACUAUGGACAUCACUACAAGGAUUUUAGACACCAACAAUGGAUCUUCUGAAGUCUUGAUUGAAGGAGAUCUGGUGUUUCCCAAAACUAGAAAUGCUCUCUUCUGCUUUAACAACAACUGUUUCUGGAAGAAAAACUCUAACAACAUAGUGGAGGUCCCGUACAUAGUGAGCGCUGAAUUCUCCUAUUACGACAGAUCAGUGAUUGCGAACGCCAUGUCGGCCUUUCAUGCCAAAACCUGCAUCCGCUUUGUGUCCAGAUCUUCUCAGACUGACUACAUCAGUAUUGAGAACAAAGAUGGGUGCUACUCUUCUCUAGGUAGAACUGGUGGCAAACAGGUGGUCUCCCUCAACAGGUACGGCUGUGUGUACAAUGGCAUCGUUCAACAUGAGCUGAAUCAUGCCCUGGGCUUCUACCACGAGCAAACCAGGAGCGAUCGUGACCAGUACGUCAAAAUCAACUGGGAGAACAUCUCUCCUGAUAUGGCCUACAACUUCCAGAAACAGAACACCAACAACCAAAACACUCCAUACGAUUACGGCUCCAUCAUGCACUAUGGAAAAACGGCCUUCUCCACCCAGCCAGGGCUGGAAACCAUCACUCCCAUUCCUGAUGCGACGGUGGAAAUUGGACAAAGGCAGGGACUGUCCAACAUCGACAUCCUGAGGAUCAACAAGCUGUAUGGAUGCUGAAGAUGAGUUUGUACGUGGUGUGUCAGAUUAUCUAAUGUACUUUAUGUUCGUUAAAUAAAUAAUAGAAUGAUGUGAUCUUUGUCUUUUAAUUGUGUUAAAUU
This is a messenger RNA of Ctenopharyngodon idella (grass carp), 1306 nucleotides long. Its product is annotated as hatching enzyme 1.2-like. Gene Ontology annotation, biological process: proteolysis. Gene Ontology annotation, molecular function: metalloendopeptidase activity; zinc ion binding. NCBI's taxonomy places the organism in Eukaryota, Metazoa, Chordata, Actinopteri, Cypriniformes, Xenocyprididae. The transcript is spliced from 7 exons. The coding region runs from base 408 to 1205 and encodes 265 amino acids. The record is from RefSeq and is a predicted model, not a curated record.